Benincasa hispida (wax gourd) is the source of this 1955-nucleotide messenger RNA. The record is from RefSeq and is a predicted model, not a curated record. NCBI's taxonomy places the organism in Eukaryota, Viridiplantae, Streptophyta, Magnoliopsida, Cucurbitales, Cucurbitaceae.
CAAUUUUUUCAUUUAUUAUUUCUUGUCCGUCGACCGUCAAUCGCGUGGCACGGAUGUGGAUCCUAUUGGCCCAUUUCUAUCCUCACGCGACAAAACGCAAUUAUCCGUCUGUACUGAUGAUUGAUGAACAUCGUCAACGUGGCGACUCUGUUUCGCAGCAAAAAAAAAAAAAAAAAAAAAAAAAAAAACAAAAAGGAAAAGUGGAGUAUUAUAUUGGAGGAAGAAGAAGAUGAUGAUCUGGGUUGUAGAUACGAUUGUGAUUGGUAAGUAAUUCGAUGAUGAAAAGGAGAAGAAGAAGAAGAAGAAUAAGGAUUGAAUUAUCGAGAUGGGUUUUAGCGAAGACAAUCUGAAUGGGGUUAUUUUGGCUUUGCUCUCAAGUGGGUUCAUAGGGGCAAGCUUUAUUAUCAAGAAGAAGGGGCUUAGAAGAGCGGCAGCAGCAUCUGGGGUCAGAGCUGGUGUUGGUGGAUAUACUUACCUCCGUGAGCCUCUCUGGUGGAUAGGCAUGAUUAUAAGUUUUCUUAUCUUGGUGAUUGUUGGUGAGGCUGCCAACUUCACUGCAUAUGCAUUUGCCCCUGCAGUUGUCGUGACGCCUCUUGGUGCAUUAAGCAUAAUUGUCAGUGCUGUGUUGGCUCACUUUAUCUUGAAGGAGAGGCUGCACAAGCUUGGGAUUUUGGGCUGUGUUAUGUGUAUAGCAGGUUCAGUCAUUAUUGUUGUUCAUGCACCAAGGGAGGUUCCCAUCACUUCUGUACAGGAAAUAUGGAAUAUGGCAACACAGCCAGCCUUUUUGCUAUAUAUGGGAUCUGUGAUUGUAUUGGUUUUUAUUCUUGUCAUCCAUUUUGACCCUCGGUGUGGGCAUACCAAUGUGUUGGUGUUCACUGGAAUUUGCUCGCUGGUGGGCUCCCUCUCGGUUAUGAGUGUUAAAGCCCUUGGGACAUCAUUGAAAUUGACCUUUGAGGGGAAGAACCAACUAAUCUUCCCCGAGACGUGGUUUUUCAUGUUGGUGGUUGUAAUAUGCGUUGUUAUUCAAAUGAAUUACCUCAACAAGGCACUUGACACAUUCAACACUGCAAUUGUCUCCCCGAUAUACUACGUGAUGUUUACGACACUUACAAUCCUUGCAAGUGUCAUAAUGUUCAAGGAUUGGGAUGGCCAAAGUGGAGGAACGAUCAUAUCUGAAAUAUGUGGCUUUGUUGUUGUGCUUUCUGGUACCAUCUUAUUGCAAGUUACAAAAGAUUUCGAAAGAAGCUCAUCCUUCAGAGGCACUCAUACCCCAGGUUCCCCUUCGUUAUCUACUCGGCUCUGCACCGGGAAUGGAGAACUAGCAAAGUAUAGUGAUGAAGAAGUGCCUCCUGAGGAAAUCUGUUUGAGAAUACAAGAAUCAUAUUAGUUGUUCUCCCAUCUGAUACAUAUCUUCUCAGUCAAAGCACCAUACCGGAGGAACUGUCACGUAGAAGCGAUCAUGUUUCAACCAAAAGUUGAGCUCAGAAUUAAAUGUUGCAUUGCAGGUAAAUGAUCAGAAGCUAGUCAGCUGGUUGUCAUAUGGGCCUCGAAGUUUCAUUGAUACCGGUUUCAUUGUUUAGUUCCAAACAUUAUAGAGAUUUCCCAUGGGAGGCUAGUUUCACUUAACAAAAGGGAUCCUCACAGAAGACAGAUUGGGUUUCAGAGGAAGCUUCAGUUUCCAUUUCAGUGUCUGCAUAGUGAAAAAGUGGAUGACUUACAUUGAACUGUUUCCUUAUGUAGCUUGACAUUGCAUGCUUUGCUGUUCUCUUCAGGGAAUAGGGGGGUUCUCCUGUUUUUCAUUUGACACAAAAAUUGAAUUCAUGUACAUAGUAAUUCUUUAAAUGCAGUUAUAUGAAAAGAUCCAAACUUUCAUCAGUAUUGCUUAAAUGAAACUUGGACUUUCAAGGAAGAAUAAUAAUAAUAAAGCAGAAACGGAUGGGCUGGCUUUAGUUUGA